Phyllostomus hastatus (greater spear-nosed bat) is the source of this 7174-nucleotide messenger RNA. It is a transcript of the gene SPHKAP, whose product is annotated as SPHK1 interactor, AKAP domain containing. The record is from RefSeq and is a predicted model, not a curated record. Gene Ontology annotation, molecular function: protein kinase A binding. NCBI's taxonomy places the organism in Eukaryota, Metazoa, Chordata, Mammalia, Chiroptera, Phyllostomidae. Gene Ontology annotation, cellular component: cytoplasm.
UAGCAGCGCGCAGUGCGCCACACUCCCCGCCGGGGAGGAGCGUGUCUCUGACAGCCCGGCGGCUGUCCCAGCCUGCGCGUGUCUGUCCCCGCGCGUGUGUGUCCCUGGCUCUGGGAGCCCGGUCCUCGCGCAGCAGACUCCCGGCCCUCUGCCCUCACCUUGCGCCUCGCUCCUCUGCACGCCCAUCGACAAUGGAUGGCAACUCCCUGCUCUCCGUGCGGAGCCAUGUGGGCAACUGAACCAGACUCACCUACGUGCCACUCCGCUGCCUCGCCUGCCAGGAACCACUCCCAGGAAUCCAGCAACGCGGAGUCACUACUGAUGUGUGAGGCCCCGGCGGCCCAGCAGGGCGGCGCCAGCAGCUCGGGAAGCAGCCUGGGGAGCUCCGUCACCGCCUGUAAGAAGGUGCUUUGCAGCAAUAGCCUCCUGGAGUCUACAGACUACUGGCUGCAGAACCAGAGGACGCCCUGCCAGAUUGGCUUUGUGGAAGACAGGUCUGAAAACACAGCUUGCGCCUCCGUCUGCUUUGUGAACCUGGACGUGAACAAGGAUGAGUGCAGCACAGAGCACCUGCAGCAGAAAUUGGUCAAUGUUUCACCAGAUCUCCCAAAACUUAUCAACUCCAUGAAUGUCCAAAAACCAAAAGAAAAUGAAAUUGUCCUCCUCAGUGGGUUAACAUCUGGAAAUCUCCAGGCAGAUUUUAAAGUUUCACAGUGUCCUUGGCUGCCAGAUAUCUGCCUGGUCCAGUGUGCCAGAGGGAACAGACCAAACAGUACCAACUGCAUCAUCUUUGAAAUCAACAAGUUUUUGAUUGGGCUGGAACUGGUGCAGGAGCGGCAGCUCCGCCUGGAAACAAACAUCUUGAAGGUGGAGGAUGACACGAACUGUUCCCUGUCUUCCAUCGAGGAAGACUUUCUCACGGCCUCUGAACACUUGGAGGAAGAGAGCGAGGUGGAAGAAUAUAGGAACGGUUGUGAGAAUAUAAAUGUCUCAGCCAAUGUUAUGGAAAGUAAAAAGCCGAAGGAAGUCACACAGGAGGAAUGGAAUUACGAUAAGGAAAAGUCCCUUUAUACUUUGGAAAACAAAUACAUUAGCAAGCAUCCUAUGGCAUGGAUUAAGACAGAAGGGUCUCUGGAAAAAGAAGCAGAAGAUACAACUUUGCAAAGUCUAGGUCCAUCAGCUAAUCUAUCAGAGUGGAAAGGUGAAGGUGUGGGGAAUGAGGACACAGCCACAGAUUAUCAUUAUCCAGAAAAUGUCACAGAUCCAGCAGAAACACUGCAGGCACUAUACAUUCCGGACAAUGCUUGUUUCCCCAGGGUGCUUAUGCCAGAUGGGCCUUGUGCCUGUGGCACUGUCAUGGGGCAUGGCCACAACUCAGACCCAGGAGACCACGAAGGUGGAACAAACUCUCUCCUCCCCAUACAGGAUGGAGAAGCCACAACUGGCGAGUAUGCUACAAAUUUAGCAGAAUCCGUGCUGCAAGAUGCAUUUAUUAGAUUAUCUCAGUCCCAGCCUACACUCCCCCAGGAAUCUGCAGUCAGUGUCUCUGUAGGAAGUGCUCUGCUCCCCAGUGGCUGCUCCACAAAAGAUAUUGUGGUCUCUCCAUCAUGGAAUGACCUCCCCAAAAUUGUCAUUGUUCAGAGUCCAGAUGGCAGCAAUGGAGCCCCUGAGCCAGGCAUCUCUUCGUGUUCCGAGAUGGAAGCCUCUCUUGACACCUCAGGUGUCCCCUCUGGAGAGAACGCCAGCAGACACCCCCAGAGUGCUCUAGAAGUAGCAUUAGCGUGUGCGGCCACCAUGAUUGGAACUAUUUCCAGCCCUCAGGCCACAGAAAGACUGAAAAUGGAGCAAGAAUCCCUUAUUGCAAACCACCCACUGGGAUGCAACGAACCACUGCAGACUCCAGCACCCCAAGCACUCAAGGAAACUCCCAUCAGUGAAUACUCGUUUCCAUCUGCGCUGUGUGGCAUGACUCAGGUGGCCAGUGCCGUUGCCGUCUGCGGCCUGGGGGAAGUGGGAGAGGUGGCGUGCCCUGGGGCUUCGAGUAGAAUCCUGUCUGCAGCUGAGUCUUCCGCAGCAAUUCCCCCGCUUUUCAAUCUAGCAGCAGGGAGGGGCGUGGAGCUGGGCAAAGAAGCCAUUGCAGAGGCCUUGUUCAAGGAGGCCGCUCUGGUUUUAACAGGGCCUGACACCCACGGCGGCAUUGGAGACCUCAUGGCAUCAAUGAACCGAAGAAUUAUGGAAGCUGCUUCAAAGCCACAGAGCUCAAGCCCAGAAAAUGUCCUCGGAAAUGAACUGGCACAGGCCCUAUCCAAUGUUAUCCUGAAGCACUCCAUCGAUGAGGUUCACCAGCAGAAUAAAAUAACUGACCCCGACAAUGGUGGGCACUCGUCUGAAACUCUGGACACUCUCAUGGAAAGUACAAAUCAGCUGCUCUUCAACGUGAUAUGCUCCACGUUCAAGAAGAUGAGCCAUAUCGCACAGCACGGCGAAGGUCCCACUGCUCUUUCCAAGGAGACCCCUGGACGGAGGGAACCUGAACUAGACACCCAGACACCUGAUCAGGCUGCUAGCCAGGCAUGGACAAAAGCCACUGAACACUACAGCAGCCAUCCACUUAUUCAUCCGUGUAGCGCUAGUCUUGUCAUCAGUGACCUUGCAGAUGACAUGCCUCCCCAGCAGGCCAGCAACGGCUCGGCAAAGCCGGGCCCCUUCCAGACCCCGAUGCUGCAGCCUGAAUGGACUUGUAGUGCCAGAGUGCCUCGCUCUUCGACUGCUAAAACGUCCCCCAAGGAAACGUAUCUGAAAGGAACCGUGGGAAAGGAUGCAAAAACCCGUCAUCAGACACCGAGUCACAACGUGAAUGAACGCAGGGCCUCUUCAGAAGGAGAAAGGACACCCACGGUCACCAAGUACAACAGCAGUUCCCAGGAUUCUGAGGACGGCUUCAGUCCAAACAUCCAAGAAAAGCACAGCUGUGCCUCACCUCUAAACAGUGAAGUUCAAGUUCACCUGUCUUUGUUAGGGAGUGACUUGCCGCUUCCUGCCCAGUCCAUGCUGCACACAAAACACACAGACAUAUACUGCAUUACGGACUUUGCCGAAGAAUUAGCAGAGACCAUUGUCUCCAUGGCAACCGAAAUCGCAGCAAUUUGCCUUGACAACUCAAACGGGAAACAACCCUGGUUUUGUGCAUGGAAAAGAGGGAGUGAGUUUCUGGUCACCCCAAACGUACCCUGCCGCUCCGUGAAGAGGAAGAAGGAGAGCCAGGCCGGCGGGGCCUCUGUGCGGAAGCACAAGCCGCCACGACUCAGCGAGAUCAAGAGGAAAACGGAUGAGCACCCGGAGCUUAAGGAGAAGCUGAUGAACCGGGUCGUGGAUGAGUCGAUGAACCUCGAGGACAUCCCAGAUUCUGUCAACGUCUUUGCAAACGAAGUGGCAGCCAAGAUCGUCAACCUAACGGAGUUUUCCCUGGUGGAUGGCGCCUGGCAAGCCCAGAGCUUCCCCCGGAAUCGCUUGCACAGCGGGGACAGGUGGAUGCGGCGGAAGGCCUCCAGCUGCGAAAGCAUCGCCGAGGAGGACUCCAACGCCAGGGCCUAUGUCAGCAGCCUGGGCUUAAUGAGCGCCCUCAGUCAGCCAGGGAGCAGGGCCAGCUCCGUCUCCAAGCAGUCGAGCUGCGAGAGCAUCACCGACGAGUUUUCCAGGUUCAUGGUGAACCAGAUGGAAAAUGAAGGACGGGGAUUUGAGUUACUGCUGGAUUACUACGCGGGCAAGAACGCCAGCAGCAUUGUGAACUCGGCCGUGCAGCAGGCAUGCCGGAGGAGCGACCACCUCAGUGUGAGGCCGAGCUGUCCCUCCAAGCAGUCCAGCACGGAGAGCAUAACCGAGGAGUUCUACAGGUACAUGCUGAGGGAUCUUGAGAGAGAAAGCAAAGACAGCACCUCCUCCAGGCGAGGCAGCCAGGAUUGGGCGGCUGGCUUGUUGUCACCUUCCCUGAGAUCCCCACUGUGUUACAGGCAGUCGUCCAUGCCAGACGGCAGAGCCCUGGGCCCCAGACUGACCGUGAAUGCGCCACUGAAAGCCAACUCCUUAGAUGGCUUUGCUCAAAACAGCCAGCGAGACUUCCUGAGCGUACAGCCAGGCAGCAGUGCUUCCUCCACCGGGCUCUGCAAAUCCGACUCCUGCCUGUAUCGCAGGGGUGGGACCGACCACAUCACAACCAUGUUAAUUCAUGAGACGUGGGCCAACUCCAUCGAGGCCCUCAUGCGGAAGAACAAAAUUAUAGCGGAUGAUGGCCAAGCCAGUGCUGAGCCCGGGUCUGGUGGCUCUCCCUUGCACGGAGACAAGUGUGCAAACAGAUUGGCUUCGAGCAGAGUGCAAAGUGGGCCGAUUCUUCUUGUCCAAGAGUCCAUUGAUUACCAGAGGAAAGACUCUAUUACCGAAAGCCUAUAUCCCCCAGGGUCCUCUGCAAGCAAAGCUGCUCAUCUUAGUUUAGAUUCUGAAAAGGAAACUUCCUUGUGUCAUGGUGGUGUCCCUAUAAACCACCCCAGGCAAUCACUUCUUUCGAGGGAGGUGCCUUUAAUUCAGAUUGAAAUAGACCAGAGAGAAGAGUGUGUUGGCGAACCUGAACACACGCCGUCCAAAGGCUGCCCCCUAGAAGCAGCGGAGGAGCGCUCGGAGGAAGACAAAACGCCGGAUGUGGGGAGGGGUGGAGACACCGAGACAAGUGCCGGUCAGACCCGCAGUGACAGCCUUGAUGCCAGAGACGGACCAGAGGCAGAAGUCCCGACAGAAGGGAGAGCCCCCAGUGAGGUGCCCAACCCUCCCAGCAGCAGUGGGGAGAGCACCGAAAGCUGGUCCCAGCUCGCCAACGAGGAGGACAACCCAGACGACACAAGUAGCUUCCUGCAGUUCAGUGAGCGAUCCAUGAGCAAUGGCAACAGUAGUGCCACUAGCAGUCUUGGCAUUAUGGACCUGGACAUUUAUCAGGAAAGCAUGCCAUCUUCUCCCAUGAUUAAUGAAUUAGUAGAAGAAAAGGAGAUUCUUAAAGGACAGUCAGAAAAAGGAGAGGAAUGCGUCCCUGGAGCACCCGUGGGAGCAGCCAGCCACCAGGGCAGCCUGCUGGUGAUCAACUUUGACCUGGAGCCCGAGUGUCCUGACGCUGAGCUUCGAGCCACUCUGCAGUGGAUCGCUGCCUCUGAACUUGGGAUUCCUGCCAUCUACUUUAAGAAAUCUCAGGAGAACAGAGUUGAAAAGUUUCUAGAUGUGGUGCGGCUGGUCCACCGGAAGUCCUGGAAAGUGGGGGAUAUCUUCCACGCCGUGGUUCAGUACUGCAAACUGCACGAGGAGCAGAAAGACGGGACCCCGAGUCUCUUUGACUGGCUGCUGGGACUGGGCUAAGGCAGCUGCGCCCUGUACAGAAUUCCUUUCCCUUAUUCCAGCUUAGAUUACACUGACUCGCUUGAAAUGCUCUCACCUUUCUCAAACAUUGCAUCCCACUAGCAGAGCUACCGAAAAAAUCUGUUCAAGGCUACUACCCAUGGAAUAAACCUGAGGAAGAGUAAAAUAUAGAUCUGCACAAAUCAAUACAAUGUAGGGGUGAAUUCAAAAGAGUUUGUAUUGGAGUGGCUGGGAAAAUGGGAACUUCAGUGGGCCUCAAAUUAAAAGCUUAUAACUAGGCCUAAAUUCUAAGACAGCUGCUGUUGCAUAUUUUUAAUAAUAUAAAAUGUUAUGUGAAUUAUGUGAAUCAACUGGAAAUAAAGUUCUUGGUCACCAUAAUUUUCUAAACUAGGCUAUAACCUUUAUGUUACUUUUUUUAGCAGUCAUUACAAGGCUUGUCAGCCCACGGGAACACUUAAAAUAUGGGUGGGAAAUUUCCAGAACUUUGACAUAAAAAAUAAUUUCACUUUCAAACUAAUGUCAGUAGAUAGCAACAAAAUGUAAGAGUAUCAUCAGUGUCUUCUAAUGAGGUUUUCUUCAUUUAUUUACUGCAACUCACUAAAAAUAUUCCACACCUGCCCAACGAUAUCUGGAUUCCUAACUACCCAGAAAACUAUUGGUGUUCAGCCAAGAAAGAGAAAGAUCAAAGACUGUCUUGUUUCCAUCCCUAUAUUAUUAGUUGGCUAACAUGGUUACAGAAUUCUUACCCUAAGGGAAAGCUUUCUACCAAAAAUAAUAAUAAUAAUCAAAGAAAGAAAGAGAAGUCUUUUGAGAUGAAAGAGAAGUCUUUUGAGAUAAAAGCUGCUUUUGUAUAAAAUAUAAACUUUCAUUUUAUUAUUAUUAUUGUAAAUCAUGAAGAGAUUAUCUUAAAUAAUAUAUUGAGUUAUUUUAGAGAGUCAUAAAAGAUCUGAAGAGGUUGUUGUCUUAAAUCCCAAACUGGUACUUGAGCUCAGCGGUGUCAUUGUGGAUGCGUUGGUGCGCACCUAUACACAGACCUGCUGCAGUCUGAUGACAAUCAGACUGACAGAUGGAGGGUUUGACAGAACAAGUCAGGAUCAUAGACUCUUCCUGAUUCAGAGACAUUGGUGUUUAAUUGGGGGAAGAGAAAACUUUAUUACAGUUAAGUAUUUUAAUAACAGAGAUUUAGUCUUUUGGAAAAUGAAAGUAUCUAACUUCUCCCUAAUGAGCCUCCUUUCCUUUCAACUAAAUGAGCUACGCUGGCUUUUAUUUCAUUGACCAAAGGAAGUGUUUCUUGAAGAUUUUCUGGAAUACUAUGCCUUUACACUAUUUUUAAAGACUGAGAAAUAAUGUGAAAUGGGAGCAGGGCCCCACGCCAGCCGUGCUGGCCUUAGGCAUCAUCCAUAUCUCGAAACGUCAGGAAAGCCGCCUCAUAACCCACAUUUCCCUUCCCACCACCCACCCCAGGAAUCCUUCCCAGUGCUCAUUAGGCAUUUGCUACGUAAAUAGUCCAAAUUUAGGUUAUUCUCGCAAUCUGACACAUUAAUCAAAUGUUCAAUUUUAAAAUGUAUCCACCAUCUCAAGCUGAAAUCCUCUGUGCUAUUAAAUGAAAAAGGAUCUAUUUAUUUUUUACACAAUCUCAGAAUACCGUGUGUACUUUUGCUGUGCUUUCAUGAAUGUUUACUUACCCUACAGAGCACACAUAUUGGAUUGUAACCCUGUGGUGAAGCUGUAUAUGUUGUGCUCAAUGUUGCAAACUAACAAAUAAACUUUUGUUGCCAAA